This is a messenger RNA of Lycium barbarum (goji berry), 8245 nucleotides long. RefSeq lists its product as uncharacterized. The transcript has 3 exons. Gene Ontology annotation, molecular function: protein dimerization activity. The coding region runs from base 3882 to 6290 and encodes 802 amino acids. Lineage: Eukaryota; Viridiplantae; Streptophyta; Magnoliopsida; Solanales; Solanaceae. The record is from RefSeq and is a predicted model, not a curated record.
CCCACUAUAAUUUUGUGUUAGUUAUAAGUAGAUUAGAUUAUAAUUAUUUUUUUUAGUAAUUUUCCUCUUUGUUUUAGUAUUCUUUCAUUUUUCAGUUCUGUGUUUUUUUUUUUCCAUUUCAUAUAGAUUAGUUUAAAUUCAAUCUUGUUUAAUUUAGAUAAUUAGAUUUUCUUUUCCUUUUAGCUAAAAAUAUUAAGGUUGCUGUUUAAUAUGCUCUUUCGUUAUGUUCCUUAGUCUAUCUUGAAUGCUCAUGUUUGCAGUAGCUAAAGUUGGAAAGAAGUUAUCUCGUUUGGUUGGAAACAACUUAUCCCGGGAUAACUAAUUCCGGGAUAAGUUAUCCCGGAAUUAGUUAUUCCAUCCUCAAGGUGGGAUAAAAAAACACUCUAAUCUAUCCCGAGUUUUUUUCCAACUAAACGUGGGAUAAGGCGGUACUAAUUUUAUCCUAGGACUAUUUUUCUCUAUCCAUCGUACCAAACGAGCCCUAAGAGGUUAAAACUUAAUCAGCCGCCUUCUUUAAUCUAAAAAAGGGCUAAGUAUUAUCACUACCCAGUUCUGAGUGUAGAUUAAAACAUUGAGUAGUUGUUCAUGAUUAAGUUUUAUUGGUUUAGAUGUUUAACUUCCUUUCAAUGCAAAUGUAAAACAUGAUUUAGCUCCUUUUCUGUUUACAUUUUCAGUUUGUUAGCUCUACAAAUGCCUGCGUGAUUAAACUCCAACUUUAUACUCAUUAUUAAAAUCCUUUUCUUGGUUUUUGUUUGUUAUAGUUCACUACUUCCCAUGUAGUAUAGAAUACAUUGUUGGUCUUCUGUUGCUUUCCUUCUUUAUAUGGUUCUGUGCAUAUGUGUUUCGUAUGUAUGAAUGCAUGUAUUUGUGCACCUUGUUGAGCUUAUUUCCAUCUUCAAAUUUAUAGUAUCAUGAAUCGUUUACAACUUUUCUUAUGUGUUCUUUAUAUGUUUAAAUGAAUUUAAUCUAAACGGAUGAACUUAUUCAAAGAUUUGGGCUGCUAGAUCUUGUGAGGAUUCAGUUUCUAGUUUUUAGAACAAGGGUGUUUACCUCCCUGUUAAGUGGGAAGUUUUUGUGCUUUCUCGAUAAUGCUUUCUUUAUUCUGAGAAUCACCUUGGAUCUGUCCUAAGUUCUAAAAUGGAUUAUGUUUUUCCCUCAGUAAUGACUAAGUUUAACUCGCUAAGUUUCGAGAGAUCUUAUGUAGAAGUUUGUGUCUAAUUUAAAUUAACCUGAUUAGGUCCAAACAGUGGUUUUUUGUUUCAGUCCUCUUUUGCUUCCCGGUUUAAAGAAGCAAAAUGAUGGUUAUUAUGAUCUCUUAAGGUAUAAUCUAUGUUUGAGGUGUUGUUUUCUUCGAGGUGUUUGUUUGGCUGAUAGUUUAAGUCAGAAUCCGAGUCCAUGUUUAUGGUAUAGCUUGAAGUUCAUGGUCCCAAUCUCUGUUUGUUGUGCCUCUGCUAAGUUAAAAAAAAAAAUAAAAAAAUAAAAAAAUUUAGUGUUCCUUUAAGCUUUUUGUGCAAAGAAACCCGUUUGGUGGAUCCAUAAGAUUUUCUCUGGUUUCCUUGUUCGAAGUUCUGUUAUUCUCUGUGGUUGCUAAUUGAUUGGCUUAAGACAUAUUUUGUUUCUUUCUUUUAAAAUGAUUUAAGCUCCAGUGAUGUACCAUCUAAAUUUCAAGUUUCAUUGUUGAUAGCUAAAUGGACUUUUGACUUUAGUACACAAAAUCCGUGUUUUCUGAGUCUAUCUCCAUGUUAAGAUUAGUACUAUUACUAGCUCCUUUUGGUUUAUAUGCUAAUCAAGGUGAAGUAAGGGAUCAGAGACAAUAGUUAAGUUAGAAAUGAAUAGGGUGGUUUGGGGCAAGAGCGAUAGAGAAGAUGCAAGGCCAGCAUAUUUGUUUAUUAGAAAACUUCAUUAACUUCUUAGAAACUUCAUUAUGCUACUUGAGUUAGUUAGGUAAAGAUGAAAAGACAGGACACUAGUAGUAGUAUAUUUUGUUGUGUAACAGUAAUAGAAGUAAUACAUGUUGUAACAAUAUUAGUAAUAGUAGUAGAUGUAUGCAACCUCAGGAGUACUGCAGUCUAGAAAGGUUCUAGUAUAGAUAUGGUGCAAAGUUCUUAAGAGUUAUUUCUCAUCUGUUUUCUUUUGAAACAACUAAAGUGUUGGUGUGUUUACAGGUUUAUAGCAAGCUAGCAAGAAUCCAGUCUAGAAAGGUUCUAUUAGAUAUAGUGUAAAGUUCUUAAGAGUUAUUUCUAAUGCCUCUUAAUUCAAAUCCGUUUCUAUGAACUUUGUACAACUGGUCUCAACUCCAAAAUAGAAGACGAAUGCUGCUGUAAAACUAAUAAAAGUAAGAAGAAUUUGUAAAUAUUGGGGGGAUUAAUGAAACUUGAAAAGAAAAUUAAAUUUCUCACAGGACUUCCCAGUAGAUGUCUACUCUAAUUGCAUUCAAUCAGCAAACACCUGGAAUACUACUGUUUCAUAAUCCAAUGGCAAAAAGAAAACCUCACAAGGCCACAACUCAAAUCAAAGCUCAUAAAACUGAGUAAAUAAUCCCAAAUUUCAGCAUUGAAUUCAUAAGAGGAAUCAUGAAGGUCCUUCAGGUCUACAAUCAGUUGUUUACAUCUCCUUCCUAAAUCUCCUUCAUCAAGAUCGAUUAUAUAACAAUGAUGUAAGUCAAGCGAUUCAAGGUGUGGACAGCCAUCAAGAACGGCAUGCAGACCUUCAUUUGACAAGUCCUUAAAACUCGUUUGAUCAAUCUUCCUUUGUUUCUUCUGUCUUCUCCAUAUCUUCCUUGGUUUCUUCUUCAUUAACUUCACCUGAAUCUGACUAUGUACAAUGACCAUUUUAAGAGUGGGAGAUUAUUAGAGUUGGAAGCUCAGUAUAACACAUGAUCAUAAACUCCCUUUAAAGAUUUAACCUAUCUAACUUUAACCGGACAACCUUUGUUGAAAACGUUCCCCUGCUAAUACAAAUAAUCUGUUGUAUUUCUAACAGAUUUCUAUCACAAAUUGUCCCAACAUUAAAGAACAAACGUUUCGACCAAGGUUAUUUAUAUUAUAAGAGAUUAAUGCUGUUGUAGAAGCAGUGUUAUUAAAGGCGAGCGCCUUCUCGCCUUUGGCGAGAGGCGAGGCAAGGCGUGGCUGCUGCGCCUUUCAUGGCCAUGGCGAGCAGACCUUCAAAAGGCGCGCCAAUGGCGAGAAAGGCGCUAAUGGCGCAUGGCGAGGCGAGCUGGAAAGGCGAGGCGACCAGAAUUUAAGAAAAAAACAAUUAAAAGAAGUGGAGGACUUAAAUAAAGUGGAGGACUCUUUUCAUGUCCCCUUUUCCCGUUUUGUUGUCUGCCACUAAUUUGUUUUCUUUAUUUAAUAAAUAAAAGCUCCACUAAGUUCUUAGUGGAAAGUUUCAGGUAUGUCUCUUUCUCUUUCUUGUUUUUCUUCGGUUCUUCUUCUUUCUUCUUCUUUCUUCCUCCUGUAUUUUCGACUUCUGCUUCUUCGUCUGUUCUUCUUCUUUCUUCUUCUUUUUUUUCCGGCGACAAUUGGCCUAUUUCCGGCCACCUCUGGUUUUUUUUUUCCUUCUUCUAUUCUCUUCUUCUUUUUCUGUUUUUUCUCCUCUGUUUUUUUUCCUUCUUCUAUUCUCUUCUUCUUUUUCUGUUUUUUCUCCUCUGUUUUUUUUCCUUCUUCUAUUCUCUUCUUCUUUUUCUGUUUUUUCUCCUCUGUUUUUUUACCCUCAGUUUUUUUCACCUCUGUUAAUUGCUCUGUUUUUUUCUCCUCUGUUUUUUCCUCUGUUUUUUUUUCUCUGUUUGGACCAGUGAGACAGUGGUUGUUUUGCUCCUAUUUUUUCUGUUCAAUAAUUGUUUAAAUUUUGUUAUACAAUUAUAAACAAUAGGUUCAAAUUCAAUGGAAUCGUCGGACGCUAGCAAAAAAGACAUAGGUUGGAAUUAUGGUGCCAAAGGCCCAACAAAAGAUUCAGUCACAUGUAUCUUUUGUCGAGAAACUUUCAAUGGCGGAAUUACUCGACACAAACAACAUUUGAUUGGUGGUUACAGAAAUGUAAAAAAAUGUGGAACUUGUCCUCCUGAAAUUAGGGAAGAAGUAAAAAAGUAUGUUGAAAGUAAACAGUUGUUAAAAACUCAAAUGUUGCACCAACCAUCCUUGGCUAAUCUCUCUGAUGAAGAUGAUGAAAUGAGGCCUCCUCCUUCAAAAACACAAAAAAUGUCAUCCAAUGCAUCAGCCACGGCACGGACUGCCAAUGUGAAAGGUCCCAUGAAUCUUUAUUACCCGCAAACAUCAAAGGGGAAGGGAAUCAGUAGCACGACAGCGUCUGAUGCAUCCAAGAAGUUGCUAAGAGAUCGCGCUGUAAGUGCUUUUGUAGUAUGGGUAUAUGAUGCAGGGCUCCCUUUUAAUUGUGUAAAUCACAAAAGUUUUGAUAAAUACAUUGAGGCCAUAGGACAAUAUGGCCCAGGAAUGAAACCUCCUACCUAUCACGAAAUUAGAGUUACUCAUCUAAAAAAAGAGGUGGAGAAGAUAGAUGAGAUUAUUGAGGAACAUAAAUUGAUAUGGACAGAGUUUGGGUGUUCAAUUAUGAUGGACAAGUGGACAACACGAAAUGGAAAAAUGAUCAUCAAUAUUUUGGUCAAUUCUCCAUUAGGUGGUGUGUUUCUUGGGUCAGUCGAUGCUAGUGAUGAAUCUACAAAUUCCACCAAGAUGUUCAACUUGUUUGAGAAGACUAUUAAGCAAGUUGGACCGGAAAAUGUUAUACAAGUUGUUACCGAUAAUGCUAGCGAGAAUGUUAAAGCCAGUGACAUGAUAAUGGGUGUGUACCCGCACAUUUACUGGACUCCAUGUGCUGCCCAUUGUAUCAAUUUGAUGUUUGGUGACAUCUUCAAAAUAAACCCGUAUGCUUCAGUUUUUCAGAAGGCCAUUAAGAUACAUUCUUACAUAGCAAUGAGACCAUUGUUGUUGAACAUGAUGAGAAGAUAUACAAACCAAAGAAAUUUGGUGAAACCGGCUAAGACAAGAUUUGCAACGGCCUUCUUAACUUUGCAAUCUUUUUACAUGCAAAAGAAAAACUUGAGAACUAUGAUCUUCUCAACCGAAUGGACAGAAAGUAGAUUUGCAAAGGAACUUUUGGGAAAAGAAGUUGUCAGACAUCUUACUUCUACAUCUUUUUGGAAUGAUGUUGUUAGGGCACUUAAAGUUGGUUCACCUUUGAUAGUAGCGCUUCGCUUGGUGGAUGGAGAAAAAAAACCAUCAAUGGGCUAUAUUUAUGAAGCAAUGGAUAGAGCCAAAGAAGCUAUUGAAAAGGGUUUUCAUGGUGAUCGGAAGCAAUAUGAGAAAGUUUUCGAAAUCAUUGAUCGGCGGUGGACGGACCAACUUCAUAGACCUUUGCAUCCAGCAGGCCAUGUUUUGAACCCGGGAAUGUUUGACACUAAUUAUCAAAAUAAGACUUUAUCAACAGAAGUGUGGAAAGGUUACCUUGAAUGUGUUGAUAAGAUGGUCCCUAAUGCAACACAAGAUGCUCUCAUCAAAGAGCUUCAUAUGUAUAAACAUGCAUUGGGGACUUUUGGUAUGCCUCAGGCUAUAAGAAACAGAGACAAAACAUCCCCUUGUAAGUGGGUUGAUUUAGUUAUUUUUAUAGCUUUACUUAAGUUAUUUGACUUAUUUAUAAUUAUUAAACCUUUAAUUUUUUUUAUAGCUGAAUGGUGGUCGGUAUUUGGUAAUCAUACUCCAAACUUGCAACAGCUUGCCAUAAGAGUAUUAAGUUUAACUUGUAGUGCAUCCGGAUGCGAGAGAAAUUGGAGCGUGCUUGAACAUAUUCAUACCAAAAAGAGGAAUAGGCUUGAACUAUCGCGUCUCAACAAUCUAGUGUACAUUAAGUACAAUAGAACAUUGAGGCGUCGUUAUGAUGUUGGCGAUACCGUUGAUCCAAUUCUGUUGGAUAAUAUUGACGAAGCAAAUGAAUGGUUAAUUGGAUGCCCCCAAAAUGAAGAAGAGGAACUAGUAUAUGAGGGAUGUGAUCUUGAUUGGGGUACUGUUUCUAGGGCGUCUGGAGUUGAGGAGAAUAUCUAUAGUCUUAGGGGCGGUUCUUCAAGUUCAAGGUCACAUAACAAGGGCAAAAGAGUAGCUACUAUUGCUACAAGCUCACUUCGCUCUCGGUGCUUAAUUGAUGAAAACUCCGAGUCCGAGACCGAGACCGAGACCGAGACCGAGCCCGAGCUCGAGGAGGAAGAAGAUGAGGAGCAAUAUAAUGUUGAGAAUCUUGGAUAUCAAGAAUUUGGAAAUCUUGAAGAUCUUGAAUUUGAAUAGACUUUUAGUAUUGCACUAUUGCUUUAAUUUUAGUAUUGCUUGUCUUGUCACUUAUGAAUUAUUGAGUCAUUUGACUCGUUCAAGUUCUAGACUUUUAGUAUCUACUAUCUACUUUUAAUUUUUGAAUUGAAAUAUUUGCUAAUAUGUUAUUGCUAGUGAGAUUUUGAUUAUUUACAUAUGCAAUUAAAUAUUUUAAUUUUUUGGUAUUUAUUGGCGCCGCACUUCAAAAAGGCGAGCGCCUCGCCGCGCGCCGCGCCUUAAGGCGAGGCAGGCCCUUGUCGCCUUUAGUCGCCGCGCGCCGUCCAAAACACUGUGUAGAAGACAUUUGGCUAAAUUUUAUUUCAUCUAUAGUUAUCUGGCAUAAAUAGAACUUUACCAGUCACUGUUUAUCUAAGUUUUCAGUUCCUUUAUGUUUCGAUAUUAUCUAGGUUGCUUUCUUUUUAAUUUGGUUAAUGGACUAGGCCUCUGAAGAUGUUAAGAUAUCAUCAACUUAUUUAUUUACUAAGUUCCAUUUUGCCGAAAAAUAAGUAGAUAAAUAAACGAGCUCAAUAGAAAUAUUAAGUACCAUGUGUGAAAAUUGUUAUACGCACCCUUUCACAGAGCCAAUACAUCAUACUCCCUCCGUCCCAAAAAGAUUGACACCUUUCGCUUUUCGAGAGUCAAACGAGUUGUUCUUUGAUUGUAAUUUUUUCAUACAUCUUUUAAACAUUUUAAAUUAUUAAUUAUGGUGACUUAUAGUACUUUUUUAUGUAAUUUUCAAAUAUGUAAAUUUUUUUUCGAAAAAAUAAAAGAUUCUAUGUUAAAUCACAUGAUCAAAGUUAAAAAGUUUGAGUCUCGAAAAGCGAGAAUGCCAAUCUUUUUGGGACAGAGGGAGUAAUAAAAGACCCUAAAAUGACCAAUCAUGUGUAAUAAUCAUAUGAACUACUCCCUCUGUCCCAAAAAGAUUGACACUUCUCGCUUUCCGAGAGUUAAACUUUUUAAUUUUUGACCGUGUGAUUUAACAUAGAAUCUUUUAUUUUUUAUUGAAAACUAUGUAAAAAGUACUAUAAGUCACCAUAAUUAAUAAUUUAAAAUAUUUAAAAGUCAUAUGAAAAAACUACUGGUCAAAGAAUAACUCGUUUGACUCUGAAAAAGCGAAAAGUGCCAAUCUUUUUGGGACGGAGGGAGUACUCAAUUUUACCUAUCUUAUUACAAUAUACCAGGAAUUAUGCACAAAACAUUUUAAUCAAAAUCAAUGAGAAUUCUCAAUCAUUGGUAAAAACAUAUAAUGGCUGUUGAAGAUUCAUUCUUUAAUCAUUUUACUUACCUCUGGUUGGUUGUGUCCUCUGGUUGAUUGGGUCAAAGGCAUAAACUUGAAAGUUGUUUCCUGAAAAAUACUCUUGCUUUUUUUGGAUCCCCUUAGCGAAUUCCACAAGGGAAGGAGUGCAUCCCUGUAACUCAAUUCGCUGCAGUGUCGUACUAUCUAGAAAUUCUUGAGGAAUCUCUUGUAAGGAACAACAGUUUCUGAUAAUUACGGUUUCUAGAAGUGGGAAAGAAUCAUCGGUGGACUUCCAGUAUUUAAGAUUCCUGUUCUCUAGGAGCAAGAAUUUCAAUUUAGGAAAUCCCUCUUCUGAUACUUCCCAGACAUUUUCCCCUACAUGCUCCCAACCAAAGGAGCAAUUAACCUUCAGUUUGAGCACCUCGAGUUUGGGCAACUUGCUAAUGAUUGACAUGGCCUUCCACGGUUGAUAAGCUCCUUGAAGUGUCAGCUUCUUGAGAUUCAGUGGGAAAGAACCCGGACAUGGAACUGGAAGCUUAUGAUGCCAAUAUAUUACGAUUUUUAGUGCCUCUAGCUCCUGUAAAUCUAUAAUAUUAUCUAGGGAUUUGGGACAGAAGUCAUCAAUUGUGCCAUAAAUUCCCAAUUUUUCCACUUUUUUAAUCCCUUUAAACACUUGUUUUGUGCAACAAUCAGGACG